GGCCUAAGAAAAACUAGUGGUGGUCACUUGGACGAGACUUCCAAUAAAUCUUGAAUCGCGUGCUUCCAUGUACUCUCCAUUUUUUCAGAGACGAAACUACCCUUCCCUAACCGCUUUUAUUUUCUACUACUAUAUUCUAUAUCCUUUCUUUUUCCUAAAUAAAUAAAGACGUAUUAACUGUUCUGUGUCAAAUUUGUCCGAGUGGUGAAGUCAGUGCUCAACUCAAUAGAUUCCUCGCCGGACUCCGGGAAUAAACCGCCGCCGGCGACGAUCAAUUUCUUCAUAGGAUAUCUAUGUAGUUAAAAUUCAUUGAAUUAUCUCUAGCAGUAGUAGUAUUACGUCCGAGAUAUGGAUAGGCAAAACCUAGCUUCGUCGUCCUCUUCCCGUGGUGGUGCCACCGCCGCCGUCCAUCCUCCGCCACAACAAGAUGCUUGGAUCAAUACCUACCGGAAUUUACAUCCUCAGUGGCAGUCUAUUCCUCCACCGCACCAGUUGGCCAUUCCAAUUUCAAUAUCCAGAGUUAAUCAGGUAGAUGCGGGCAGGCUGGACAUUGAAAUGUCAGCCAUGCUAAAAGAGCAAUUGGUUAAGGUCUUCUCUUUAAUGAAGCCAGGAAUGUUAUUUCAAUAUGAACCAGAACUUGAUGCUUUCCUUGAGUUUCUAAUCUGGCGAUUUUCUAUCUGGGUUGAUAAGCCUACUCCUGGUAAUGCUCUCAUGAAUCUGAGAUACAGAGAUGAACGUGCAAGCGAGAUUAGAGGAAAAGUGCGGACUGGAUUAGAAGGACCCGGACUUACUGUUGCUCAAAAGUUAUGGUACUGUGUUGCAACAGUUGGUGGUCAAUAUAUAUGGGCCCGUCUACAAUCAUUUUCUGCUUUUCGGAGAUGGGGCGACUCUGAGCAGAGGUCUUUGGCACGUGGAGUGUGGUUAUUAAUGCAACGGAUGGAGGGGAUAUAUAAAGCAGCAUCUUUUAGCAAUUUACUUCUCUUUCUUUACACAGGAAGGUACAGAAAUCUUAUUGAAAGAGCUUUAAGAGCUAGACUUGUUUAUGGGAGCCCAAAUAUGAACAGAGCUGUGAGCUUCGAGUACAUGAAUCGUCAAUUGGUGUGGAAUGAGUUCUCGGAAUUGCUGCUCUUGCUUCUUCCCCUUCUCAAUUCAGCAUCUGUCAAGAGUUUCCUUCGUCCAUUCUCAAAGGAUAAAUCUUCAGAUUCUUCAGUAGAUGAAACUUUAUGCCCCAUCUGCCAGGGAACCCCAUCGAUUCCAUUUGUAGCUGUCCCUUGUCAGCAUAGGUAUUGUUACUACUGUCUUCAAACAAGGUGCUCUGCAUCUCCAUCAUUUCGUUGUCCCAGAUGUGGCGAACCAGUUGCUGCUAUGCAACGGCAUGGUGGUGUAGUCAGCAACAUUCCUCAGAAACAAUGAUUGUUCUGCAAAGUAUAAUUGAAAUGAUAAAAAGGGGGGAGCUUAGUUGAACUAUAGAUCAAAAGUUGCUCAAAAGACAACUUGACAAUGGAACUAGGUAUCUAGAUUCCUUGAUAAAGCACAUUGUUCUGCUUUAUUGAGUGCUUUAAUUUUUUAGUAGUGUGGUUGUCCCUUUUCCAAUAUUUUAUAUCACAUUUGUUUAUUUAAUUGGAAGAUUUUCUCAAAUGUUGGAUCAGUCUACACGCAAUUAAUUCAAUUUUUGAUGAA
Capsicum annuum is the source of this 1680-nucleotide messenger RNA. RefSeq names its product peroxisome biogenesis protein 2. The transcript is spliced from 8 exons. Gene Ontology annotation, molecular function: zinc ion binding. Gene Ontology annotation, cellular component: peroxisomal membrane. The coding region runs from base 349 to 1413 and encodes 354 amino acids. The record is from RefSeq and is a predicted model, not a curated record. Lineage: Eukaryota; Viridiplantae; Streptophyta; Magnoliopsida; Solanales; Solanaceae. Gene Ontology annotation, biological process: protein import into peroxisome matrix.